Molecule: messenger RNA, 840 nt
Organism: Mercurialis annua (annual mercury)
Lineage: Eukaryota; Viridiplantae; Streptophyta; Magnoliopsida; Malpighiales; Euphorbiaceae
Exons: 1
Coding region: 1-840 (279 amino acids)
Molecular function (GO): RNA-DNA hybrid ribonuclease activity; nucleic acid binding
Source: RefSeq, a predicted model, not a curated record
AUGGCCACUAGAUCAGAACUUUGCCCUCGGUACCUGGAUUCGGAGACGACAUACCACCUUUUAUUCCAUUGCCCUUUUGCUUCGGUGGUUUGGUCGGGGUGGAAAAAAGGGAAUGACUUAGUUGAUUCCGAGAACACAGACUUUGUGACCUGUUGGAUUAGUUUGGUGGAGAAACUAUCAAAAAUGGAAGGAAGACUAGCGCUAAUCCAGGAGGCAGCAUGGGUCCUUUGGUCAAUAUGGCUAGCCAGGAAUGCGAUGAUUUUCAGAGAUGAAUUCAAAGAUCUUUGGCAGGUUCUCAAUGAAGCAGCGUACUCCUAUCAUGAAUUCCAGCAGGCAACUAAUGUGGAAAGGUUACCUGCUGCUCCUAACCCAGAAGCUCUUCCAAGCUGUUGGCAACCUCCUCCUCCUCUUGCUACCAAAAUAAACUUUGAUGGUGCGUUUAUCGCCGCUAGCAGGACCGGUUCAGGAGCUUGUGUAGCAAGGGACUCUGCAGGCAAGAUUCUGAGCUCCUACGCGUUCUACGUCCAACAUGCUGCCACUCCAUCUUUGAUGGAAGCUCUAGCUUUACGGGCGAGUAUUAAUUUGGCAAUGAGACUAAGGUUGCAGAAUACAAUUUUUGAAGGUGACGCCAAAGGUAUCAUUGAGGCCAUGAAGUAUGGUUCAAAUUUAGAUAGCAAUUGUGAUGUUAUCUUGAAUGAUUGCAGGAAACUGUGUGAGAAUUUGCAAGGUUGUUCCUUUUUUUUUGUUAGAAGAAAUUGUAAUUGGGUGGCACAUAGAGUUGCCAAAAAAGCCCUUAGAGAUAGAGAAUUUUAUAACAACCCGCUAGCACAAAUAGUGUGA